Messenger RNA from Rhinichthys klamathensis goyatoka, 1582 nucleotides. It is a transcript of the gene asb6, whose product is annotated as ankyrin repeat and SOCS box containing 6. Gene Ontology annotation, molecular function: protein binding. NCBI's taxonomy places the organism in Eukaryota, Metazoa, Chordata, Actinopteri, Cypriniformes, Leuciscidae. The transcript is spliced from 7 exons. Gene Ontology annotation, cellular component: BRCA1-BARD1 complex. Gene Ontology annotation, biological process: protein ubiquitination; intracellular signal transduction. The record is from RefSeq and is a predicted model, not a curated record. The coding region runs from base 163 to 1473 and encodes 436 amino acids.
GCACACUUUUUUCAUGUGCUUUUAUUUUGAAAGGAAGCAAUUCUCUCACGGCAGCCACAAUGUAACAUGUGGGAGGAACUACUUCCGGUUCUACAGUGGAAUCUUGCAUGAGUUUGUACUGUUUUAAAGCGUGAAGAGACCGUGGGACAGAGGGAACAGAAUAUGCCUUUCCUCCACGGGUUCAGGAGGAUCGUGUACGAGUACCAGCCGCUGGUGGAUGCUGUGAUGAGUGUCCUGGGAACAGAAGGAGGAGAAAACCAGCGCAGACAAGAGGAUGAAGAAAGCAUCUCAAGGGCCCUUGUGGAGCUUCUGGAUAGAGAGUCCCAGUCUCCCGUCUUCAUGCAGGGAAUCAGCUACUCCCUGUUUCGAGUGGCUGAUCUCGGGUUGGUCAGCGCAGCAAAGGUGCUCUUGCGUUACGGAGCUGAUCUCAACUUUGAAGACCCUGUAUCGUACUACAACCCCUUACACAUUGCAGUGUUGAGGAACAAGCCAGACAUGGUGCAGAUGUUGAUAUCUCACGGAGCUGAAAUCAACAAGAGGGACAGGAUUCAUGAAAGCAGCCCUCUUGACCUGGCCAGCGAGGAGGCGGAUAAGCUGCCGUGUUUGCGUGUGCUUCUGGACUUGGGUGCUGAUGUGAAUGCGAAAGACAAGAAUGGAAAAACUGCACUGCUUCAUGCUCUGGCCAGCAGUGAUGGACUCACAGUCAAUAAUGUGGACAAUAUAGAGCUGCUUCUACAAAGAGGUGCAGAUGUGAAUGCCACCACACAUGACGGUGAGACCCCCAUGUCCUCUCUGAUCUUCCUGGUGAAGGAGGCUCUGGACAGCAGCGUGGAGGAUGCGAAGGAGAUCGGGCGUUUUUGUACCCGUGUGGCACGUCUUCUGAUCAGCCACGGUGCCGAUCCCAGCUGCUGCUUGAACGCUGCUGACGGGGAAGAGUGGGAACAUUCACUAACCUACACCAUUCUGGAGAACUUCGACUUGCUAUUUCCCCUGACCUCCCUUCUACUCCAGCACGGCGCUUCCUUCGUCUGCUCUCACCACAGCGCCUCCUUCUGGACGGGUCAACAACUGAUAUUCACGCGUCUCGCUGAAGCUCUCCGUGAGCCUUUAGAUGCCGCCGAGCUGGCUGAUGUUUUAGCCAAAGCUGAAGUGCUGUUGGAUCUGGCCAGGAUCUGCUCUCCUGUCGUUCCUCCUCUCUUCCCGCGCUCACAACUGCCCAUUCUGGACCAGGUUUCUACCCAUCAGCCCGUGCUGGAGCUCUACAGCAAACUAGAAGACCAAGAGAGCCGGCCUCUGCCACUGAGAUGCCUUUGCCGGAGACUGAUCCGCCGCUGUCUGCAGCCGUGGCCUUUUGAGGAGAAGGUGAAAGCCUUGCCACUGCCAGACAGACUGAAGGACCUGCUACUCCCAGAGAACUGCUGGACCAACAGACCCGGCUGGGACAGAUUCAAACCUCGACGUUCUCCACGCUGAGAGGCGGAUCCACGCGGACCGUGUUUGUGGUUGUAAAUAUCGAGCCCUUAAUGACCUCUGCAUUCAGUCAAAUUCAGAUAAAAGUGAUGCAGUGCUUGUUUCAUUUGAA